UGGCGCUCGCCGGGCCGGCGCGAGGCUGUCGGGCAGCCGGGUUCCGUCGCCGCGCGCUCUCCCUGGCGUCGGGCUCUGCGGGACGCACCGGGAGCGGCCAUGAAGAUCUGGAGCUCGGAGCACGUGUUCGGGCAUCCCUGGGAUACAGUGAUCAAAGCUGCUAUGAGGAAGUACCCCAACCCCAUGAAUCCCUGUGUGGUGGGAGUGGAUGUCCUGGACAGGAGCCUGGAUAACCAGGGGAGGCUGCACAGUCACCGCCUGCUCAGCACGGAGUGGGGACUGCCCAGCAUUGUCAAAGCCAUAUUAGGAACAAGUAGAACUCUGACUUACAUAGAGGAGCAUUCUGUGGUAGAUCCAGUGGAAAAGAAGAUGGAGCUUUGCUCAACUAAUAUUACACUCACAAACUUGGUGUCUGUUGACGAGAGACUGGUUUACACACCUCAUCCAGAAAACCCGGAAAAGACUGUGCUAACCCAAGAAGCAAUUAUUACUGUUAAAGGCAUUAGCUUGAGCAGUUAUCUGGAAAGCUUGAUGGCAAAUACAAUAUCUUCUAAUGCCAGAAAGGGCCGGGAUGCCCUGGAGUGGGUGAUCAGCAAACUAAACACAGAACUGGAAGAGCUGAAGUCCACGCGCGAGGGGAUCAAACCAGCCAUGGCAGCAGCGUCCACGGAAAAAUAAAGCCAAAUCUUUGGGUUCACCAAAUAAAACCAAGUAACUGACAGAAAAGUCUUAUUCUGCAGACUGCUCUGCAGAGCUCCCUCCCAAGGCUGAUCUGAAGAGGAUUUGUCCAUUUGUAAGAAUACUGGAUCAGCGGAAAAGUAACCUCAUCCAUCAUCUCCACGCAGCUCUUGUUGCCUACUGAAGUUUAAACUGACCUCCUGCAGAUGCUCUUUUCAUUUAAACAGUUUAUGUUUAACAUUGGAAAUAAAAUGUUUAGCACAUUCAAAGCAGCCUAAAUGUACCUUUUCAAAUAAAGGUAGAGGGCAUGUUAUAUUUACACCAUCUCAAACUGAAAAGUUUGAAAAAAUGCAUGUGUGGGAUUAAGGGUUUUCUGUGUGAACUUUUGUUCUGUAAAGGGCUGAUAGGUCCUAGAGCACUGAAUUUUGUCUGGUUUGUAAUCUGAUAAUGUCUUAUGGCCAGUUAAAGGGAACUACAUGAGUCAGAACAUGAUACUGUAGAAUCUGAUAUUUAUCUAGAGGAUCAUCUUGAAAGGCUACAUCUUGUGUGGAACUAACUCUUCUUAGGUGCUGCCUGAACAUGACACACAGAUACUUUACCUCUCAGAUGUUUGUAUCCAAACAAAGAUAAAGUUUUUAUUGAUGUUAAUAGCCUAAAAUAGUUUUUCUGGUGGGAAGAAGGGUAUAAUUUAUUUUCUUAUUUAUUAAUUUUUCCUCUUUCCUCCCCUCCCUGUGGGGACAGGGAUUACUUGAAGGUGCUGGAAAAUACUUACUUAUCUCUAAGAAGGGUAUUUGUAGGCUGCUGGAAUGAAGAGACCGUGCUGUUCCACUGGUCCUUGCUCUUCACAUCACUUCUUAACUGAGGGAGAAAUUGAUGCAAUAACCAGAAGAGUUGAAAUGAGAAAUGAGCAGAAAAUUUUAAAUCUAAAUGAUAAGGUUUCAUAAAGAGAAACUUAAUUUCCUGAGUGGAGAAAACAAGAGUACAAGAACCACAAAUGGACUCUCAUUUCUAAAUGCUUUCUGUUAACUACUGACUACCAGUGUAACUGAACCUUUUCAACUCUUUUCCAUGUGGGUGCAAAAUGGUUUUAAAAUCGUUUGAAAUGCUUCUCAUUAUCUGGAAAAAUACUCCAAUAACUGCAGAAACUUUCCUAUUAAAUAUGCAUAAAUAUAUAUUGGUGAUGACUCUA
This is a messenger RNA of Melospiza melodia melodia, 1867 nucleotides long. RefSeq names its product PRELI domain containing 3A (gene PRELID3A). Gene Ontology annotation, cellular component: mitochondrial intermembrane space. Gene Ontology annotation, molecular function: phosphatidic acid transfer activity. The transcript has 6 exons. The record is from RefSeq and is a predicted model, not a curated record. Bases 100 to 678 code for a protein of 192 amino acids. Lineage: Eukaryota; Metazoa; Chordata; Aves; Passeriformes; Passerellidae. Gene Ontology annotation, biological process: phospholipid transport.